CAUGCAGAGACCAAUCCAAACGGCCAAUCCCCCUCCUUGUUUACACACAUAACACCCAUUACAAAAGCAUUAAAGUCCUUUUCUUUAGGCUCAUCUUGACGCUCAAGGCCACCUUCAGGAGCUCCUGAAACUUGUGAUGGAGGAACAAAGGAGGGAGCUUGGUGGUCAUGGUGUGAUGGAGGGCAGGCGGUAUAGAGGAGUGAGGAGGAGAGCUUGGGGAAAAUGGGUGGCUGAAAUAAGAAUGCCCAAUUGCAGGGCUCGGGUGUGGCUGGGGUCGUACACAACACCCGAGCAGGCCGCCAGGGCGUACGACGCCGCUUCUUUGUGCUUGCGCGGGCCCUCCGGUUUCCUCAACUUCGCCGACCAACCACCUGCAAUUCCAUACCCAUGUCAUUACUCCACCCGGGAAAUCCAGGCCGUUGCUCAGGCAGCCGCCGCUGAGAUCGCCACCGUUUAUUUCAUUCCUCAGUCUCUGCCGACUAGUGAGUUUGCUCGGCCUUUGCCUGCGGAGUUUCAUGGUGGUGCUUCAAUGGCGAAUGUGGAUCGUGGGUUGGGUAGAGAAGAACAGGGUCGAAUUGGGUUUCUUGGGGAGGAGAAUGGGUUUAAUCAUGGUGGUGUUGGAUAUCCAGGUAUUGUGAGUAUGUUUGAUGAUCGAUCGGUGCCCGGUUUAGGCUUUCCUAACUUGAAUGAUGAGUCCUUUGAGAAUGUCACAGGUGGGUUUCUGUAGAAUGUCAAUGGUGUAUUAGUUUUUUGUUUUUUUUAAAGCAGCUAUGAGGUCUUUGAUGGUGAGUUUAGGUGUUUAAGGAUUUCAGUUGUUUUCAUGGAGACAAAUUACUGUAUGCGUAUAAAAAGUUUGGAAUGGAAUAAAGUUUUAGCAACUUUUAUUGGGAGAAUGUCUA
Molecule: messenger RNA, 899 nt
Organism: Cryptomeria japonica (Japanese cedar)
Lineage: Eukaryota; Viridiplantae; Streptophyta; Pinopsida; Cupressales; Cupressaceae
Product: ethylene-responsive transcription factor ERF015
Exons: 1
Coding region: 137-727 (196 amino acids)
Biological process (GO): regulation of DNA-templated transcription
Molecular function (GO): DNA binding; DNA-binding transcription factor activity
Source: RefSeq, a predicted model, not a curated record